GCGUGAAGUGUGUUGACUGACUGGUUUCACUCCGGCUUGUAGCCAAGAAAGUCACUUUAGACGACAUUUCUUCUAUUUAUAUAAAGAUAUAACAAACCAAAUAUCAUGAACAGCUUACUUAGAUCUACUGCUCGGUGUCUGCGGUCUGGGGCAGCGGUCUUUCUUCCCAGACAAGCCGACGGUCGCGUGUUGUCGGCCCCGGCCCGGCUUCUGUGCGCGGCCGCGGAUAACCAAAAAGACCUUGGUGAGAUGGUGAAGAAGGACAAAGUGGUGGUGUUUAUGAAGGGGACGCCGGCACAGCCCAUGUGCGGCUUCAGUAACGCCGUGGUUCAGAUCCUCCGGAUGCACGGGGUAGACGACUACGCCGCGUACAACGUGUUGGAUGACCAGGACCUCAGACAAGGAGUAAAGGACUUCUCCAACUGGCCCACGAUCCCUCAGGUGUACUUCAAUGGCGAGUUUGUGGGAGGCUGCGACAUCUUGCUCCAGAUGCACCAGAACGGAGAUCUGGUGGACGAGUUAAAGAAGCUGGGUAUCCAUUCUGCACUGCUGGACGCUGAGAAAGAGUCCAAGUAGAGGACAAGCAGAAACUUCAAAACCGCUGACAAGACAGAGGACACAUUCAUCAGGUUGAAGCCCUACUCAGAUGAUCGUAUAUGAAUCAACUCUCUAGGCAGCCAUGGGCAAAAUUCACCCCGAGUGCAGAUUAGACUUUAAUCUUGGAAGAAAAAAAAGAGUCUUCACAGGGAUUUCAAAAUACAUUUUACUCACAAUAAAUCUGUACCAUA
Molecule: messenger RNA, 788 nt
Organism: Seriola dumerili (greater amberjack)
Lineage: Eukaryota; Metazoa; Chordata; Actinopteri; Carangiformes; Carangidae
Gene: glrx5
Product: glutaredoxin 5
Exons: 2
Coding region: 106-576 (156 amino acids)
Source: RefSeq, a predicted model, not a curated record